AAUCCUUGUUAGCAAUCCUUGUUGAUUUCACAAGUUCUUGGAGCUUCCUGUAUGAAGGUGUGUGGUAGAAUUCCCGAGCUUCAGCAACGACGCUGUGAAUUAGUCACCACCGUCUUCCUUCCCCAUGGUUUGCUUCACCGAAACGGUGUAAGGUCGCCACCACCUUGUGGAACUUCAUUCAGGAUCGCAGAACCAAGAACGUACCAACCUCUCCUCCAGCUGGUGGUAGGUAGGUAGAAAGAGAGGGCACUAGUCGGCCUCAUCCACCCCAUCAGGGAAUGUGGUGCAGCUAGGGGCAGAACAAAUCACUGGUUCAACCAACGAGACCAUCACCACUGCUCCGUACUGGAUCGUCCGGUGUUCCGUGUUGCGUGUGACCAGCGGCUGUGGGAACUCAGCGAGGAAAGGACAAGGCGGCCAUGGCGUGCUCCAACUUGAGAAGGCGGAGCGCGCUAAGCGCAGCUUCUGUACUGGGUGUAUCGCUGGUGGUGUUGCUGGUGGGCACGGUGAAUAGAGUGAGCUGUGCAGCGCCAGUUUUCAGCGAGGACACGUACUAUCGUGCAAGAGACGAGAACAUCACAAUCAAUACGCUGAUAGUAAGGGUGUUCGCCGAGGAUGCGGAUGGCGAUGCAAUCACGUACAGCAUAGUGAACACCACCUCAAACAACUUCAUUCCAGGCUCAAGAGUUUUCAGUAUGAACCCAACCACUGGCGAGCUAAGAUUACAGGCCCACAUGGACCGUGAGACGAGCGACUGGUAUCAGAUGUUCGUGUCUGCAUCUGACGGUACGAACACGGCUUACGCCAGUGUGUAUGUGCUGGUUGGCGAUAUUGACGACAAUAAGCCUCGAUUGGUCGCUCUCGAACCAUCGCUGACCUUUCACGAGGAUGAGCUACCCGUGGACGUAUCUCGGAACAUGCGUUUGAAGGAUGCUGAUACAAUCCUCUACCAGAUCCACGGCCUUCGAGUCACCACCCGAACCUAUGAUCUGUUCCACUACCCCCUGGCCUACGGUUUCUGCAGCGACAAUGCAACACAGGACGCGUUUGAAGUGUGCGCAGUCUCCCCGGCAACAGCAAUCACCGUCUUCACUGACUGGACCACUGGGAGUGGUACACCAGUCGUAGCCGCCACUGACAACAAGGUUGUAUCGCUGACCGACCAGCAGUAUGCAUUUGUCAACGUUAGCGCUCUGCUGCCGCUGGGACACAGCUUCACAAUCUCCGCCUGGAUACUACAGAGAGACAGUGGUGGUGGCGGCUUCCAGUAUUUCUUUGUGCACGCGAAUGCUGCGGACAGUGGAAUACGCUACCAGGCACUGGCUGCGCUGAGAGGCUCAAAUCAGAUUCUGUUCACGUACCACAGUGCGGAGUCUGGUGAAGGGCGUCCGGUCUAUGUGUACUUCGACCUGGGAGCCAAUGACCUAUUGGCUGCCGACAAUGAGUGGCAUUUCAUUGUGUUGACGGUGUCAUUGGAUGGCAGUGCGCCUGUGAGCCCGACAUCCAUACAACUCAAGUUUGAUGACUUCUUCUUCAGCCAACCAACGCGAAUCCGCUACAGCAGCACCACGCCGUCAACGUUGCCACCACCAGUUGCGGAUCCAAGCUCUGGAACCAUCGCUCAGGUUGGAGGCCGUCCUGGCAGCACUGCACAUCACUUUGUUGGUAUGGUCUCACAGCUAGCAUUCUGGAAAAGCAAGCUGGCUACGGCUGCGGAGAGAGAUUGCCUGCUCAGCUGUGGUGACGUGCUGUCAUUCUCGCUGGGAGUUCUGCCGUUUGGCAUUACGUCAGUUGUGUUCACACGUCGCACACGAGAGCUCAACAUUGUUGGCAGUGCACCGGCUGGACAAAUGGAAGAGUUUCUCAACUCGGUACAGUUCUCCACAAGUGAGAGACCACCCACCUCCCGGGUUCUCGACAUCGCCGUAACGGACACUCAGCAGACGAGCGACAAUGCCACUAUAGAACUGCUGUAUGACAAUGUACCUCGUAGCUACCGACCAUCUAUUGAUCUCAACGGACAGAACCGACCAGGUAUAUAUUACGAGACAGAGUGGAUCGAGGGUGAAAGCGGCUCCAUUCCGGUGGCCAGCGAUGUUGCAACUAGCCUGCCGGUGGUCAAAGCCGGGGAAAUCCCCAACCUGGUGAUCUACAUCACCGAAUUCAACGUAACCAUAGUGACAGUGACCAAUGACAACGAGGGUCUGGUGGUGGCCAUGCAGCUACCUGCUGGAAUCACAAUGGCUGGAGCAUCCACACGGUCACUGCGGAUGACCGGUACUGCUAGCAACACCAUUGAACAGUGGACUAGCAUUGCUCAAGCUAUUCGCUAUCAAAACCUGGAGGAAGAACCGACUGCCGGCGUUCGAAAGAUCCAGUUUAGCUUGUCUAACAACAAUCCUUAUACAAACAGACCAGUAUCGAUUUCAUCCGUGACAGUGACGAAGACGAACGAUGCGCCUUUUGUUGAUCUCAAUUCGACAGCAGCGGGCAAUGACAUAAUGUUGCGUGCGGUGGAUCUUGGCGGUCCCAUCAAUGUAUUGACGGAACUGCUAGUCACGGACAGUGAUAGUAUGACUUUGGAGCAGGCGGAGAUCAACUUUACACCGCUGGAUGGCAAGUUCGAGCGGCUUCUCUUGGAUGAUGCCGCGGUUUCUAGUUCCAAAAUUGAGCGCGUGGACAGAGCCGAUGGAUCUGGCCGCCUGUAUUUAGUUGGCGAGGAUAGCAUUGCGGAAUACGUAAGGGUGCUGAGCACGCUAAGAUGGCAGCACACAGAAACGGACAGAAACACGACGACUGGCUUCCGCAAUCUUACGCUGAAUGUCUAUGACAACUUUGGCAGAGCUUCCGUCACACGAACGGCCGCAAUAUUUUUCCUGGGUUUUGACGACCCACCAGUGAUUGAACUGAAUGACCCACACGCUAACUAUUCCACAUCGUACACAGAAGAAACUGCUGCAGUUCAGCUCAUUCCUGACACCGUGAACAUCACGGAUCCAGACUCAUACAUCCAAUAUGCUGUUGUACAGCUGACCAAUCCAGGCACUGUCGACCCUUCCACAGAAGUGCUUGAUUUGAUGCAGAAUUUGCCCGUCGGGCUGCUGUUUGACAUUGAUACUGGCUUGGCCAGAGUCACAAUCAGUGGCAAGGAUUCAACCGACGCCUAUCAGCGCGCCCUGCGACAAAUCACCUACCGCAGCAACCUCUCCGAACCCGACAGCAGCUUUGUGAGGAACUUUGACGUGUGGGUUGUGGACACGACCAACGUCAGCAGCAAGAUGAGCAGCAGUGUGUCUGUAUCGGUGACCGUUAUAUCGUUAAACGACAACGGGCCGAUUUUCAACAGUGCAUGCAACGUCAGCGUGGUGGAGAACUUUCCUUUGGGCAAUCAAGUUCUACAGGUGGAUGCAAGCGAUGCCGACUUUGGCAGCGAUGGCAUUCUGCUCUUCACGGCCACAGACGUGCGUCCACAGAAUGAGUUCUCACUCAACUCGUCCAACGGCUGGGUGCUGCUGGAUGGAACCCUGGACUAUGAGGGGAUAGAGCAGUACUGGAUUGACGUCAACGUGUCCGACGGCGGAACUGUAUCGCGCUCCAAUGCUAUAACAUGCCGCAUCAACGUCUUGGAUGUGAAUGACAACCGGCCCGUCGUCGACCUGGACGCGUUGGAACUGACAACCAAUAACUACAUGACCACGUUCGUAGAGAGGAAUGAAAGCAUUGCGCUGGUGUCCAACAAUGUUGUACUGUACGAUGUCGACUCCGUAACUCCACUCAUUCACUGGGUAGUGGUCAACUUGACCAACGGAGGUGACUGGCCCAAUGAAUAUCUCAGGGCGGGCGAUAUCUCCGGUCUGGGCUUGCAGCUAACCGGAAAUGGUACCCUGCUGUUGAACUUCUCUGGCCCAGCUUCAAACGCUAGCUUUUCCACUGCCUUGGAAACACUAAUGUACGUGCAUAACCUGUCCAAUCCAGGUAACCCAAGUGAACAUGUGCGUCUUGUCGAGUUCACAGCCAGUGACGGUGAACUCAGCAGCAUUGCAAGUACAUCCUACAUCACCUUCAUCCCGGUGAAUGAUGUUCCCGUUCUUGACAUGAACGGUGAUGGACCUGGCCGGGACUAUCAGACCAGAUAUAUAGAUAACGAUGGCAGCUACCAGCUGAGAAUCACAAGUGGACUGGGUAUCCUGGACGUUGAUAACUUCUACAUGAAAUCUGCUUCUCUGUGGCUGUCUGGUUUCGACAAUAGCUUAGUGGAGGUGCUCAUUGUGACAGAGACCGACGCGGACAUCACGGUUUCUGGUAACUACACGCAGAACCUCACACUUAGCGGCCGAGCUACGGAGAUCCAGUACAAGACGGUGAUCAACUCCAUCCGCUACCUGUACACUCAGGACGAGCCUGAGCAAGGCUCUCGCCUGGUUACGCUGACCAUCACAGACAGCGGUCACCGCGACAACGAGAGCCUGCCGAGCCUGACCAGCUUGCCGGUAACCACGACGAUUGACGUAGUCCUGGACAACGAUCACCGGCCCGUCUUCCAGAACACGCCGUACACGGUGACGGUACGUGAGGACGCCGACACUGGACUUAUUCCGCUUGUCAUCACCGCUACCGAUCUUGACGAGGGCAUUAUGGAGUACAUCACGUACACCAUCAUUGAUAGCGGUACCGACCCAACUGGUGUUUGGUCCCUGGAUGCGGACACUGGCAACAUCACGCUAGUUGCUAAUCGUACCGCUGGCUCGAUCCCUGAACAGGACCCUGGACCACUGGAUUAUGAGCUUCAACGUGUGUAUGAAUUUGUAGUUGAGGCCAGCGACAAUUCAAACGCUACCAUGCCCGGAACUCGCCUAACGCCCCACACCACUAACAUCACGGUGCAGAUAUGGAUUGAGGACUUGAACGACAACACGCCCGUCUUUGUGCCAAAUCUGAACGAUGUGAGUCGGGCAGUCGAUGAAGACGUUCCACUGUCGUUCAUUGUGUACGACUUUAAUGCUACCGACAAGGAUGACACCAGUAAUGGCAACUUAUCCUAUUGGAUAGUGCCCGGACAAAGCUGGUCGUCGGACAGACGUUUGUACUUGAACCCCAUCACGGGUCAGCUCUCCGUGGGGCAGGCCCUAGACCGUGAAGACGUGGCGUCCUACUGGUUCCAGGUAGUUGUACGCGAUGCCGGUGUGCCAUCACGAACGGAUCUAGUCAACGUCAGCGUCACACUGAAUGAUGUCAAUGAUGUACCACCGGUAUUCGACCCAGACACGUACAAUGUCCUACUGGCUGAAGAUACAGUGGCCUCCACCUUGCAGCUACCGAGUUUCUUGUCAACCGAGGCAAGCGCACGCUGGAGACCACACUUGGCCAGUGGCACAUAUUCCCGGCAGCUGGUCAUUGAGAGCGAGAUAAAUUCCGGCAACAGCAUUCUUCUGUGCGACAUGCUGACCGUCACCAACACCAGUGUGAUGCUUAAGGAAGAAGUUGUCAUGCCCAGAACUACCGAGGAGAAGUGCUUCUCAGCCGGACGCAAGAUUAUCUUUGAGCAAAUGACUGAGUUGGUACCGCUGAACAAUCCCUGGCUUCCUAAUCCCUUGUUGGCUAGAUUGACUGUGAGCGAUUCCACUAAAGCGGUGGAUUGGCUGGGCAUCUAUGACGUCACAAUUACAGCACAGCACAAGCCAUACUCGGAGCUCUACACAUACUUCCGCAAUGAGACACUGAUGGUGCAGCAACGCAUUGCAAAAGCCUCUGGUACAUACGCUGCCGCUCUGGACGGUACAGCCAUGGGCGGUGCAUUCAGCUGUCCGCUCAGAACGGGCAAUUGGAGUUCGGGACAAAUGGUUGCAGUUCGUAACGACAUCACCAAGUGCAGCUCGAACUUCACGACCGGCAAUUUGGGUGCAACAUGGGACAGUGCGAUGCUGGCAGCCUAUGUUGGUUCAAACGAGGCUUGCCUGUACCUGCACGGCUUGCAUGAUCAGCUUGAUCCACCGCUCAAUGCACGCGUGGAUGCUAACACCGUUGGCUUGAAGGUCUUUGUCAGCCAUACCUGUGGUGACAAUAACACGUGCCUUCAGAACAGCUAUGACGUCAGCAGAUGCGGCGCCUCAUCUCUACCGCGUGGCAUGGCAUUCUCUCAGGCUAGAGCCCCGCUCGAGGCAUACGAUCGUGACAUUGGGCUGAACGGCGAGCUUAUUUACAGCAUCCAGUCGGGUGACGACUAUGGCUUGUUCACCAUCAACUCGUCCUCUGGCGUCCUGGAGCUGGUCAAGGAAGCGGAUUACGAGAACACCACGCUGCACACUUUGGUCAUUGAGGCGAGAGACAGUAGCCCGUACUUCCCAGAAGGCCUGUCAUACCGCUCUGACACCGCCACCGUGUCUAUAUCAGUCCUGGAUGUGAAUGACAAUCGGCCCGAGUUCAGCGCUACACCGUACAGUGUUGAUAUUGAUGAGAACACUCUGGUCGGUACCACGGUCCUGAGCAUCACUGCCACAGACUCCGACGCUACAACCAACGGCUUCCUCACCUACAGCAUCACGGCCGCAUCUCACCAGUGGCCCAGCGGCGCUUCCUCCAUGGAGCCGCUCGACAAUACGACGUUCCGCUUGGUGAUUGUGAACGCAUCCACAACACAAGUUGCUCACGUGGUUGUAUGGCAUCAGGCGAAUCUGGACUACGAACAGUAUCGCCAGUUCGAGUAUACAAUCACAGUCAGUGAUCAUGGCUGGCCCACUCUCUCUGCGACCGCGUCACUUGUAAUCCAAUUAAGGGAUUUGAACGACAACUUGCCGUUGUUCCGAGCUGAGAAUGAAGCUCCUUUCCACCUGGAGGAUGAAGCGGGACAGAUUGCCACACGUGUGUUCCAGAGUGUGAACAUCAGCGACGCAGAUACCGUGCCCAAUGCUAUCCCUAUGAUCCAUGGCGUGCGUAUCACAUCCGUAACCAGAGGCAACUACACCGCCUCUGAGGAGUUCAUCGGCAUCACCUUCGACCCAGUCAUGUACCCAGCACUAUGCGUGGACAACCGGGGCAGGGAGAUCCUGAUUGAAGGAGGUAUGCCGCAUCCGCAGUACGAAAAUCUCCUCAAGUCCUUGCUCUACGAGAACACAGCAGAGGAGUUUCUCUACAACGACACGGCCGUAAUCACGGUAUGGAUCACGGAUGAACCCAGUACAACGGCGGCCGGCAUGAACAGCUGCAGCUUCCAGUUUGACAGAAACUUUACGUCACUUGUGCACGAGCUGCCACUGCAGGAGCGCAAUGAUCGUCCGGAGUACACCGGACCAAGUUCUUUACCGGAUCUUCCUACUGUUGAUGAGGACCCACUGCAUCAUCUUCAUCUUGGCCGGCCAGCUUGGCAGUUGUUUGACAGCCUGGUGCAGGACAACGAUGACAUAGACAACAAUGCAGUGUUUGGCCUGGCAGUGACGGACGUCACAGGAAACAUGAGCGGCUACUUUGAGUACUCAAUGUCGCAGGUCUACACUGGCGAGCUGUGGCAUGCAGGCGUGUCGUGGGGAUGGGCCGUCGCCACAAUACAUUGGGACUCAUCUGUAGAGCUGACGUUGCAGAUAACACAGACAAGCCCCAUGCUGAUCGACCGAGUUGAUUUCGGCCUGGGAGCAAGCUACAUUGGCCGAGUUCGGUGGACCGGGGGUGACGGGAACACCACCUUCAGUGGCUGGUUUGACCCGUUCCCCGGUGAUCGCAUUCAACUACUCAGAGGCCUUGAAGGUGGCCGUGUGGCUGUCCACGUGUGGAGCCAAGGCAGCGUCUUCUCUAACACUACUCUGUCCCUGCAGUUGCCGCUGACCUGGAAGCAGAUCAGUCCAAACAGUUCCUUCAUCAUGGCAGGGCUGGUGGGCUCAGGAAGUCGAUUCCGCUUCCAGCCGGCUAUGCACGCCAACGGAGAGAAGACGGCCAGCCUUCUGGCCUGGGAUCAACGCGAUGGCGGUGUCUAUGUUGGCACGAAUGCCUACGAUACCACUGCGUCCACAUCGGUAACGCUCAACGGCACAACCAUAUCCUCCACAGUGAAUGCUGUCAAUGACCCGCCGUAUAUCCGACUGGAUGGGCUGGACAGUAUCAACUUCACCACGACCUUUGUGGAAAACAUUGUACCCGUACCUAUAGUGGAUCAGUUCAGACUGACAAUCGACGAUGUUGAAGAUGACAGCAUUGUCAGUGUCCUGAUGAACAUCUAUGGUGAGAACUCCACUGUCUGCAACAGCACACAAGAAUGUCCAGGAUUCGAGAGAACCACGCCAAAUCUUGAUCGCAUCCUAUUCUCGCCGAACGACCUCUUCGAUCUCGGCGUGUUCAACGUGACAGGAACCAUCUGCAAAACCUGGAACAUCACCACCUUCCACACUGAUCCCAAUGAGCGCGGCACAACCGAGUCAAACUGGCAGCAAUACUUGCGCUCUGCUCAGUUCUUCAACCAGCAUCCCGAGCCGUAUGACCAUGUUCGCACCAUUGAGUUCCGUGGCUUUGAUGGCAUGGAGUACGGUCCGCCGGCGUACGCCUUUGUCAACAUCUUCACGUUCAACGACAAUGAGCCGCGCGUGACCAGUUCAGCGGCAUUGCAGUUUGUAGAGGCAGCCCCGUGCAACGCCAUAGGACUUGGGCUGUCGGUGGUCGAUCCGGAUUGUGCUGCACGGAUUCAGUGGGCCAGGAUCACGCUGGAAAGUGAAGCGGAUGGCGGUUACCUUCGACUGAACGCCACCGCCAACACAACACACGGUCUGGAGGUCAUCUAUGGAAAUAACUCAAUCUAUGUCAACGGAUCGUCGACCGUGACGCAAUAUCAAGAAGUCCUCCGCUCGCUCAGCUACUUUAAUAAUGCCGAUGAGCCUUCCGCUGCAAGUCGUACAUUGACAUUCCAGGUGAGAGGUCGCGUUGCCGAGAGUGAAACGUAUCGCUUCGCCAUGGAGCCAAGACUCAUCAGUGACAAUGCACCUGAACUGUACCUGGCCGGAGCCAUAACAAACGCAACCAGUGCACAGUUCGUAGAAGACUCUCCCCUGCCAGUGGCACUGGUGUUGCCCAGCGGCAUUAGAAUCGUGGACAAUGACACUGUGUCACACGUCAUCUACUCCGUGACGCUCUCCGUGAGCGACUUGCAAGACGGAGCGCACGAGAUCAUCAGUCUGCCAUCACCGACCACUCUGGGUGUGCAGGAGGACAGCGUUCGCAUUCUCAACAACAACAGCUCAUCGGUCACGUUGACCAGCCUUUCGGCCAGUCUGCAAGAAUUCAUCACGUUGCUAGAGGCUGCCACUUACCUCAAUACAGCGGCUCAACCGCAGGGUGGGAGCAGCAUAACAACCAGGACAAUACUCUAUGCCAUGGAGGACAAGGAAAACUUAACAGGUCUGCCUGCUGACACGCCGUGUGGCGUGAAUCCUCUUGUUGCAUCGCCACCCUCGUUCACCACCUCGGCUGUCAGCGUUGUGACAAUUCUACCAACCAAUGAUCUUCCUGAAGUACGUCUGGAUGCCUCCAUCAACAGAACCACGGACCAGCUACAGAUCAACUUUGACGAAGGUGGACCGCCGGUGGCACUGACAGCUGUGGCCGGUGGAACCAUUAUCGACAUUGACAACGACACGCUGGAUUAUCUGGAGGUGCGUCUGACGGGUGUGCGCGACGGUGUGGAUGAAGCCAUCCUUGCAGACCUCACCGGCACAACGUUCAAUGUCACUGUCAACGAUACAAACGUGGUACGCUUCACCGGCCCGGAGUCGCGUGCCAACUUCAUCCUCUUGCUCAACUCACUGCGCUACAACAACAAGAGAACUCCGCAGCCGACCAACGGCACGCGUGACUUGACCAUCGUAGUGAGUGACGGGUUUGGUGAGAGCGGCCCGGCCAAUCUAACCAUAGCCGUGGACAUCUUCAAUAAUGCACCCCUCAUCGACUUGAAUGGCGCUGAUCUGGGCCGUAGUCACUCGGUGAAUUUCACCGAAGGUGGUAGCAAUGUGUACCUGGCACCGGCUGGCUCUAUCAUUGACUCCGACUCUGAGAACCUAAAGAGGAUGGAGGUACUGCUGACUGGCAUUGAGGUAGUCCGUCAGGAAACACUCAUCUACGACAUGAGUGCAGUGCGCGGCGGCAUAAACUGCGACGCGGGCUGCAGUCCCGAGUCGCCGAAUGUCAUUACUCUCAGGGCGGUUUUCAUGCACAGCACCGGUGCCAACAUCUCCAUCUGGCAAGCUCUGAUGAGAACAUUCCGAUACCAAAACCGAGACGAUGAGCUGAACGGAACCAGGCGUAUCGUGAUCUUCAAUGUCACGGAUGAUAAGGAGAAGAGUGCACAAGAAGCAACAACAGUCAACUUCAUCGCUGUACCAGAUACGCCCCGGUUGGAUUUGGACAUUGAGACGCCUGGUACAGACUUUGUAGUGCCCAAUGUUGACGGGUCACGUCUUCUCGAAAAUGCUCCUGAGGGAUCGGGUAUAAGCAUAGUGAAUCUGCUGACGGCUGCACAGAUCAUCACGGCUAUAGGCGAGGCAGCCACGGUUGCUACGACAACCAUGCCUACAGCAGCGCCUGGUAACGUCACCUUCCCACCUCCUUUGCCACCUCCCUCCCCUCCGGCAAACCUGAUCAAUGUCACUACCGUGGCACCAACAACACCAGCACAGACCACCAUGGCAACAACACCAGCACAGACCACCAUGGCAACAACACCAGCACCGACAACCAUGGCAACAACACAAGGACAGACAACCAUGGCAACAACACCAGCACCGACAACCAUGGCAACAACACAAGCACAGACCACCAUGGCGACAACACAAGCACCGACAACCAUGGGAACAACACAAGCACCGACAACCAUGGCAACAACACAAGCACAGACAACCAUGGCAACAACACAAGCACCGACAACCAUGGCAACAACACCAGCACCGACAACCAUGGCAACAACACAAGCACAGACCACCAUGGCGACAACACCAGCACAGACAACCAUGGCAACAACACCGACAAUGCCAGCUUCAAUAGCAACAACUAUCUUUGUGCCCCCGAGCCCACCAGAUCAAGGGGGGCGUAGAAAACGACAGGCUCCUCAGGCUCCCCUGGGCGAAGCCGGACUGGAUGUGACGACGGCGAAUCUGGCAACAACUCUUGCUCCCAGCACAGCUGCUGCAGUCACCACUAGCCCAGUAACACAGGAAGAUCCUGCUACGCCCGCUACUGGGCCAGUAGAUCCGGUCACAACUAUUGCAGCCCGCGUGCCCGUAACUUUCCAGCAAACGACCACCGCACUGGGGUUCGGUGUGAGAGGUUUUUCGCUGACAGAUAGUGACUCACUGAGCCUGGAUGAACUUCUUGUUGCUGUGGAAGGAGAUGCUAUGGAAGACUUUGAUAUUGAUGGCGCAACUAGAACAGAUACAAACACUGUUUCUGUACCUUCACCACCGAGCCUAUUUGGUGAUGCUCUCAACCAAACAUUCAGUGGAUCGGUAUCGGUACGCUCAGUCUCCCAUCUCGACACAUCAUUGGGUCUAAUUAUCUCACGAAGGUACUCUCUUGGGCGCAGAACCGACGGCGGUGCCUAUGACACAGUGUUCUCAUUUGUGAUUUCAGGCAACGCGACAGUGCGAGAGUACGAGGAUCUGCUUGGAAAACUUCGCUACCGAAACACAGCAGAUGAGCCAUGCUGUUCCGUCUCAGCGACGGAUCCUACAGUCAUCCGCACUAUCCGUGUGUUCGCGACCGACGAUGGUACGCGAUCCAGCAACGUAGCAACGUCCACGGUGUCACUGAAUCUGCAGAACGACAACGCGCCGGUAUUCCCGGUUCGCCAGGUCGACAUUGAGAUUCCAGAGAACGCCACAGCCGGCAGCCCUCUGCAUCGUGUGAUUGCCAGCGAUGCCGAUGUGUUCCCUGGUCACAGUACUAUCACUUACGCUAUCAUCAACAGCCAGCUCUUCAACGUCACCAAGACGAGUGAUGGAUUUGCUGAACUCUCGCUGGGAGGCACCAUCAAUCGCGAGUUGUUUGCAAACCAUCUCCUCAACUUGACGGCCAGUGAUGGAGAAAAGUUUGACUUCAUGCUCAUCAACGUGACAGUCUUGGAUAACAAUGACAAUACACCAAUUUUCAGCAACGUGUCAGCUACCGUCAACGUCUCUGAGAAUGUUGUAAACGCACUGGUCACCACGUUCACAGUCAAAGACGCCGACAGCGGUCGAAAUGGACAAGUCAUGGUCACAAUUCUUGAUCCACCAUUAGCUCCCUUUGAAGUGAUUACCAGUCCAACAGGAGUCACGGAGCUGAGAGUGGCGAGUGGAAGCGUCCUUAACAGAGAGACCAGGCCAGAGUGGUCGUUGACCAUUCGAGCCAAUGAUCUGAGUUUGACGAAUGCUCGCUCUUCAUCCACAGUGAUCAACGUCACUGUUAUUGACGUCAACGACAACGCACCGAUGUUCAGUGUCAACUUUGCUGCAUUGGACUUGGCUGAGGAUGCGCCCGUGGGGCCGGUACCUCUUUACACUGUACAGGCUUCUGACCAGGAUGUAGGCAGCAAUGCAGUGGUUGAGUACUAUCUAGGCCCGGGUGCAUCCUCGUCAAGGUUCUCUGUAGACCAGACAACCGGUGUGAUCACUCUAACUAGCAGUCUGGACUACGAGAAUGCCACGUGGCAUGCAGUGAUCGUCGAGGCCAGAAAUCCAGGCCCAUCGGCCAACCUGACAUGGCAGCAGUUCCGCUUGAAUGUGACCGUUUUGGACACCAACGACAACUCGCCACGCUUCCUUCAGCAACCUUCGUACGAAUUUGUGACGACGGAGAAUAGCGAAAGUGCGUUCGGCGUCGUUGAAGCUGUGGACGCGGAUUCGCACAACGUGAUAUCGUAUUCAAUUGACCCUACGAGCGGGACAGGCCAUCACCUGGUCAGAGUCAACACCACCGGAUAUCUGAGCGUGCGGCCUGGCUCUGUUCUGGAUAGGGAGACAACACCAAGCUUCACAUUCUAUGUAGUUGCUACAGACAGCGCUCCAUUGGCUCGCAGGACCAGUGUAUUGGUGAACGUGACACUAACAGAUGUCAACGAUAAUCCACCCACUUUCGUUGGUCAGCCUUAUGCUGUUGAGGUGAAUGAGAGUGACUCUGAUACAUUCCAGAACACCUCUAUUUUCACGGUGCUUGCUCAGGAUAGAGACGCCGGUGUGAAUGCAGAGGUUCGCUAUACAUUACUGACAUUCACGCACUUGUUUGAUGUGGAUCCAAGCACGGGCACUGUCAUGUCCAUUGCACAGCUAGACUAUGAUCCACCGGCGUUGAUGAGAAGUUUUAUGCUACAGAUUGUCGCCGAGGAUCAAGCACAGUCCGACAGCCUCAACUCCACAACAUCUCUUCUCGUCACUGUUGCUGAUGUCAACGACAACGCACCAAUAUUUCCACAGGCCAUGUAUGCUGCCAGUGUGAGCGAGAAUGCGCUAAAUGCUUCGGUGAUUCCAAUGCCAGCUAGUGAUAUUGACAGCAGCUCCAACGGUCGUUUGCACUACACUGUCGUAAGCAACGAUGGUUUCAGCAAUAGCUUCCGCAUGCCGGACACCGGGGAAUUGUUUACGGCGAUGGCUCUGGACCGCGAGGAGAAGGAGGUACAUGUACUGAGCGUGACUGCAUAUGACCGCGGUGUUCCACAGCGCUCGGCACAGGUCACCGUCAUAAUCACCGUGAUCGAUGUCAACGAUGGCGUGCCGUACUUUGUCUCCACGCCGUUCAACUUCUUCGUCCCAGAGAACACGCCUCCAGGCACGGAGGUUGCCGUGCUGCAGGCUAUUGACAACGACACGGCCAUAUUCAGUGACCUGUCUUACUCCAUUGCAGGCGGUGCUGGCGUGUUUGCCAUUGAUAGCGUGAGUGGAAACCUCACCGUGCUACAAACGGUUGACUAUGAAGGAGUUGGUGCAAAACUCUCCUACACACUUGCUCUCAACGCUACUGACGGCCAAAAUGUUGGCUCAGAGACAAUCUUUAUUCAAAUCUCAGACGAGGACGACUUCUCGCCGGAAAUACUAAACCUCCCAGCUACAAUCAACAUAUCUGAGACGGUGUCUGUUCCUUUCUUUUCCGUCCGUGGUCGAGAUCUCGAUGGCACCGCACAGUUCAACACGUUCAACUUCUCACUCGUGAACAACUCGGUGGAGUUUCCGGAUGCGUUCCGCGUGCUACCCAAUGGAGAUGUGGAGCGGGCUCUGCCCGUUUCAGCCAGUCGUGAUCCACUCACCACCAUCGGUGUACAGGCAUGCGGCGGCUCCGGCCUGUGCAGCGACAUCGAGCAGCUGACCAUCCGCAUCAACCGCGGGCCGGCAGUUCAGAACCGCUACAUGUUUACAGUACAUGAGAACACGGAGCAGUUCUUCCCGGUCGGCACGGUGACCGCCACGGAUCCGAACUGCGGCAGUCAGAGUGUGCAGGGAUGCCUGCUCUUCCAGAUCACCGACGGCAACCAGGGCGGCCACUUUGAAAUCGACAACUUAGGACAGAUCACCACCACGAGCACACGGAUAAACCGCGAGCAGACGAACAUGAUUAACUUGACGGUGUCGGUGAGUGACACCGGCGUAGGCGCAAGCACAGUGUUCACCACCGUGCUUAUCGGAAUUCUGGACCGCAACGACGUACAGCCAUGCUUUGCGCAGAGCCUCUACAUGCUCAGCGCGGUGGAGAAUGUCGAUAAUCUACUUGUGGCUCUUCUGCAGACGAUGGACACCGACCUGGGUAAUAAUUCUCUGAUUUCCGCUGAGUUGCUGGGCACUCGAUCAGAUCAUUUCUACUCCGAGCACUACGCCAAUGGCAGUGUGGCCAUCUUCACCAACCACUCACUAGAUCGGGAGAUGUAUACCGAGUACAACAUCAUUGUGCGAGCUACGGACAUGGGCACCGUUCCUCUCAACUGCACUGCAUCGCUCACCAUUUCCGUCGAGGAUGUCAACGACAACUGUCCACAGUUCUCCAUCGGCAAUAAUUCUGCACCAGUUGUGAACGAAUUCGCCCCGCUCGGAUUCGAGGCGCUGAAGUUCACUGUUUCAGAUGCUGAUGCCGGUACCAAUGCCGCCUUGACAGUUGUGACAGUAGCAGACGCUCUCACUGCGUCGGCGUUCCGCCUCAACCUGAAUCAAGAUGCACUCCUUGUUAAUCGGAAGCUGGAUCCCGAAUCAGCGUUGAAUUUGCCACGCCAGUACAGUCUAGUGCUGAGAGCCACCGACGGCAGCACAACCAAUCCAUGCAGCACGCUGCAUUACGUCACCAUCUCUGUGAGUGAUGAGAAUGACAACUGUCCAAUGGCAGCCAAUACAACAUCAACAUUGGUGAUCGAGGAAGACGCGAGUAUCCAGGAUGUUGUGACCGUGUACUUUACUGAUCCAGACUUUGGGCCUAACGGCUUGUUGAAUUACAGCCUGAACCCGCUCAGUGAAGGCUAUGCUCAGUUCCGAAUCAACUCAACAACUGCAGCCAUAACCAGUGUGGGGAAAUUUGACCGCGAAACCAAAUCAACAUACACGCUCUUGGUGGACGCAACGGACAAUCCUGUCAACUUCAGUCUGCACUGCCGUGGACAUGCAUUUGUCACCGUGCUUAUACAAGAUGUCAAUGACAACAAUCCAGCUUUCGAUCGAGACAACUACACAUUCUCAGUAGAGGAGAACGCAGCUGAUUUGACCUUUGUGGGAAGCGUGUCUGCAAGUGACAGGGACAUUAACGAGAACGCUGACCUAGAUUUCAACAUCACCUCCACCGAUGGCACCCCGGUCUUUUUCACAAUCUCAAAGUCGGGUGAGAUACGCGUGGGGCGUAGUGGCUUGGAUCGGGAAGCAUAUCCAUUCGGGUUGAACUACACACUCUUGGUGAUUGACAACGGUACACCAAAACGCCAAGGUGCAGCUCAUCUUACAGUCUUCCUCACCGAUAUCAACGACAACAUCCCCGAGUUGUUUGGUCAAAUUCGCUUUUCUUUCCUGGAGACUGCCGAUGUUGGUACCACAUUGUUUGUACUGAACGCAACAGACAAAGACAUCGGCAUCAAUGCAGAGGUCAGAUACGUUCUCAGAAGAUAUGAUGUAGUUAACGCUGGGCCAGACCCAGGACAGCUGUUUGCCGUGGACGGUGAGACGGGUCGGGUUACGCUCAACAACACUGUUGACUUUGAAAGCAGAAUACUCAACUCCAUCUCCUACGAGAUUCAGUUCCAGGUCCACGAUAAAGGCUCUCCAGCACUCUUCUCUCAGAGUCCGUACAUUGUCAACGUUUUGAAUGACAAUGACAACCCGCCUGUCUUUGCUUCACCUCUCAUUGACAUCAAUUUGAGAGAGGAUGCUCCAAACGGCACUUUCCUGGCAAAGUUCAACACCACUGAUGCCGACAUGCGGAGCGACGAUGUAGUUAUUUACCGCUUUGUGUCAGCUGUUGGAAAUGCAGGAGGUGCGGAUAAUGGGUACUCAGGGUUUCAUUUCCCAAGCGCUACUAUUGGAGAAUUGGUGUUGGGUGGACUUUCAACUGGCCAAGAUUUGGACUAUGAAAAGUCAACUGUGGUGACAGUCACUGUUUCAGCCAAUGAUGGAAGGAACACUGCAUUUGCUACACUGGUCCUUAACUUGAUAGAUGCAAACGACAACGCCCCGCAUCAAGAACGCUCUAUAGGAAUCUAUGAGAUUUACGAGAACGUGCCAAUAGGAACCAUUGUGAACCCGGCAGCGCCGUGGAUAGUCACCGAUGCUGACCGCACCGCACCCAAUAACGAGUUUGAUCUGAGUCUGGUUGAGUUGCAAGCUGAUUUCUUCAACAUCACUAAUGAUGGCUACAUCAGCACAGCAGUGGUACUGGAUUCCGAGUUCCUGCUCCCAAAUCGGUUCAAGGUGCGUGCCGAAGAUCGCGGAACACCAAGUCUGGUGACUAUUACUCUUCGAUCAAUCUACGUGUAUGCGUAUGACCGCAAUGACAACCCGCCGAUCUUUGAUAUGCCAGACUAUACCGUGCGGGUGUUGGAGAACGCCAGCGUUGGCACUCUACUUCUCCAGUUCCAUGCCACCGAUGCUGACACCGCGCUGAAUAACAUUGUGUUCACUGAUAACGAGACCACAUUCCACACAAACACGACAGCAGGGCCAGACCAUGGCCUAGCCAACGGCUACGUGUGGCUGGCCUCUGGCCUGGAUAGAGAGACGCGCGAUGUCUAUCGGUUCAACAUCACAGCGGUGAACGGGCCGGUGAACGCCAUCCCCCGUUAUGCCAAUGCUGACGUUCUCUAUACGAAUGCCCUGCUCACGGUCCAGGUAGGUGAUAUUGAUGACAACCGACCGUCAUUCCUGCGCACUACGCCCAGCACAGUUACCUACACGGAGCAGGCUGGAGCGGUAAGCCUGGCUAAUGAGAGUGUCUUACAAGAUCCCGAUAUCCUCUCCGAGUACCCAGUGAGCCAGCUAAGAGUGGUGUUGCAGACAGCAGGCCAGAUGUCGUACCCGGCGUACGGCUUUCACUGCUCUCAGGAAUUGUUCAGCGGAGCAGGACCGGCGGUCACCAUGCCGUACACAAACUCGUUUGACAUCUGCAACGUUGCCGAUUCCACAGCACUGCUGCCGCUAUCCAGCGUCUGUGGUCAGCGCUCCGUAGCGCACACGUUUGACCUGUACUUGAUACAGGACGGUGUUGUUCCUACGUUUGCGCCACAAACAGACGAGAGACUAGAGAUGCAGGGCGAUUCUCUGCUUGCGGUUGCCUUCAAGACGGCAACCAACGGCACACUUCUGUCUCGCUACACCGGUGAGGACAAUGACCUAUCCCUUCAAGUGAGUGUAACCAGUACUGGAGACCUGGCUGUGACCGUAGGUUAUGACAACUACACAGAUACAGACUUAGUCUACUCGGGACCGACUAUCAUGGACGACCGCUGGCACCAUCUGAUGAUGUACAUCCGCCAGGUCAAUUCCUUCUCGCUCUCCGUGUACAUUGAUGGCACAGAGGUGUUUAGUGAUGCGUCUCCAGGAGCUGCAGCACCUCUGCUUGGCAUGGUCAAAGACAACGCAACAACACUGCUAGUCUUUGGUGGCGAGUACAACUGCUCAGAUGCAACCGAUAACGCCGAAAUCGCAGAGGCGUUCCUCUCAAACAGGGUUGCAGACGCCGCCGCUGCUGCAGCUCCAUGCUGCACGGCAAGCUGUGGCAAUAUGUUGUCCUAUGACCGUAGCCUGUCCGACGUGUCUGUAUUAGAGAACUGUGCCGAGCGCAGUCUCCUGUUCCAGGCACUGCCGGGUCUCAGUGACGCUAACUCCGUCAACUACUUCAAUAGUGUGCUGGGCAGUGUUAGCUACAACAGUGUUGCUACCGAGGUGCUUGAAGUAACUCAGACAGUCAAGAUCUCGGCCAGCGAUACCGUGGGUUUCGGCGAUGAGCAUGUCCUGGUACUGACUAGUGCGGCUGUGAAUGACUGGGCUCCAGAGAUUUACCUGACCGACUCGGCUACCCGUGAUAGAACUGUGUCGUUCACUGAAGACAUUCUCGUGCCAGUGGGCCUGGUGAGCCAGACAGGCUCGUCGAUAAUAGACCGCGACACCGUGGUCAGUGCAGUCAGCUACAUCAACGUGACCAUCAGCAACCCUGGCACCUACGCCAACAAUCUCGAGAGGCUGGUCAUUGAUCCAGCCCAAGUGCCCGCAUCUCUGAUUGCCACUAUGGAUGCAAGCAUGAAGUCAGUGAAAUUCACUUCCCAGAGCGGCACCACAGCCAGCUACAGUGACUUCCUGGCGGCCAUUCGACUUGUGCGCUAUCUCAACGAAGAAGACGAGCCUAACUUUGCCCGUCGCACCAUUACGUUUGAGAUCAGUGAUGGUGUCCAUGUGAACUCUCCACAAGCAUCGGCCUUUGUCAAUGUGAUCGAGGUGAACGAUGCACCAGUCUUCAACUACAACGCCGCCAUCAUCGGUCCCAACUACAAUCUACAAUUCCGUGAAGGUGACGUGUCGGUGCAAGUUGUCCCGGCCAACGCCACACUAACGGACAGCGACAACACAACGCUGGUCGAGGCCAGAGUGGUGCUGACCAGUGCAGAUGCACGCGACAUGCUGAUUCUCGGCGCUGCUCCGUCUGCCAUCAUCAGCAACGAUGGCUUUGAGUCGCUGGGAGUGGGUCUUGGCGGAGCGAUCAUAUUCCAAGGUGAGGCACCACUGGCAGAUUACCUGGCCGAGCUGAAGAAAGUUCGCUAUAGUAACACGGACAGAAAUCCACCGUCAAUUCCAAGGGAGAUAACACUUCAAGUGGAAGAUGGCAUUGAUAGAAGUGUGCCUGAGAUAGUUACGGUCAAUUUGGAUGCUGUCAACAAUGUUCCACUUGUCGACCUGAAUGGUGCGGGCACGGUUGGUUUCGACUACUUGACCACGUUCACCGAAGAAGGUCCAUGUGUUCCAUUGGUGGACAACUCAUCGGUGAUUACUGACCCGGACAGCGCCACCUUGGAAGAGCUUCUUUUCGAUCUGCCCAUCCGCUCAGAUGGCUUUGGGGAAAGCGUCCACCUUGACCCUGGCUUUGUCCUCCCCGCCGGCUUGUCCGUGGCGUUCACGCGGAACGACAGCUCCGCCAUGACCAUGCGUGUGUUUGGCACUGCCACGCUGGGUAACUACACGCUGGUCCUGCGCAGUGUGGUGUACUGCAACAGCCGAGAUGAACCCAACCCAGCCACUCGAUCAAUCUCGGUGCUGACGCGCGACUCCAUGAACGCGAACAGCAGCGCACGAACGGCAAGCGUGGCUAUUCAGUUGACGAACGACGCACCCGUUCUACAGGUCACCGGUAUGCCAGUGUUCAUUGAUAGCAGUGGCUCUGAACGACUCUUCUCAACGGCUAUCAUCAUUGACCCGGAUAGCGAUAGCAUGACGUCCAUUGAAAUACGCCUUCAGACACUACGCCAGUCUGGAGAAUUCUUCUCCAGCACAAUCGCCACUCUCAACUCCUCCAUCCAAGAGCAGAUCGUCACACCAGAACGUUACAGGCUGAACUUCGGUCUCCCAGUCGUUGCCACACAAGACUUGAUUCUGGAUCUAGACUACACAAACCUCAACGAUGAGCCAACACCAGAGGACCGAGUGAUUUGCAUCACAGUAUCUGACCUGACGUUGUCCAGCACGGAGGUUUGCAUCACGCUCGGCAUACAGUUUGUCAAUGACCACAGUCCUACUAUUGUUGCCGUGGUGCCAGAUCAUCAGCUCAUCCCGGAAACCACCACUGCAGGAGAGCUUAUGAGUAGCUUAGCGGCCACGGAUGGUGACUACGGCAGUGAUGGAAUGCUGACAUACAGCAUACAAUCUGUGCAGUCCCAGGACACCAGCACGGGAAGCUAUGUGGACACAACAGCAGCAUUGCUCUUCAGCAUCGCCGAUGCAGUGGACGGCAACGCAUCGGUGAGGCUAGCACAAGCGCUGGAUAUGGAGCAGUACGUGCGACAUAACAUCACGGUCCUGGUCAGCGACGGUGCCAGCCCCCCUAGAACUGCUGAUACAUUGGUGGUCGUCAGUCUGAGCGACGUCAACGACCACGAGCCACAGUUCACGCAGGCCGUGUACACUGUGAGUGUGCCGGAAACACUUGGAGUUGAUGACCCGGUUCUGUCAGUGAGUGCUACCGAUGCUGAUGCUACUGUAGAGAAUAGAGUGUCAUCGUACGCACUGCUCAAUGCUACAGAUCUAUUCAAGAUCUCGGACACCGGAGAGAUUUCCCUGAGGGCAUUGAUUGAUCGCACACUGCAAGCCCAGCAUACUCUAGCUGUUCAAGUCCAGGAUGGUCAAGUUGGUAAGCCACUCAGAUUCAAUAGCACUGCCAUUGCUGUGGUGAAUAUCCUGGAGCCGUCUUCACCGCUCUUCACCAACACCACCACGAGUGUUUGGAUUGAAGGAACAAGAUCACAGACCUUGUCGCCGUCAGUGACCAUCGGCGGUCGCUCUCGACUCACCACAGUCACCAGUGCGACUGUGCAUCUUCCUGUUACAACUUCAAGCAGCUGUCCAAGUUUGAACAUCUGUCAGCUGGAUCGCUUACGCAGUUGCGAGGUGCAAACGUCGGCAGACACCGGCUCACAGCUAUACCACCUGAUGGAGACGGCAAGAAACAUGAACCGGUGGACUAACCGCGAAUUACCGCCAACUGACGCUGCAUGCCAGCAGACUGGAGCGCAGCUGACACAAAACAGCUACACCGGUGGCGCGUAUGCCACUCUGCCCAACAAUGCCUUGCCAGACCUCUCCCAGGGUAACUUCACCAUUGCCAGCCGCUUCAGACUUCUGCCAGGCACUGGACAGGCAGAAAACCUGUUAGCUGUGACUGUGACCAACAAGAGGCGCUACCUUGCUGUCUACUUUGAGAACAGAGACAGCGCAAGGCAGUUCGUCUUCUACAACUACGACCCAGUAGCUGCAUCUUUUGUCACAACCAAAUUCAACAAUGUCAAUGUGUUUGAUGGACAGUUCCAUCAUCUGACGUUGCUGGUUAGUAACGAUGCCCAGUUUGGCAAUGGCAAGCUCUGGCUGUACAUCGACUGCCAGUUUCACAGCGAGGCACUCCUAGCCAAGAAGAUUGUGUGGGAUACGGGUGCCAACGUGCACAUCGGCAAGCGUGACUAUCCCAGUGCGACGCGGACAACAUUCAACUAUGACGGAGUUGUGGAUGACAUCACAGUGCAUACUAAGCUAUGGUCGCAAGAGGAAAUCAACUGCGUGUGCAGUGAUAAUAGUGUUGCGGACACUUGCGGUGAAACUCUCGAACGUCCCCAGAACACGGAAGGAUUGACUGCAACACUGUCCGACUUCGGAAAGUCUGUGAGCUUUGCGGGAACAUCGACAUUUGACACGUACGAGCGUGUGCUGAGGUCUGUGGCCUAUCGCUAUAUUGCCCCAAUUUCCCAGGACGUGACUCGUUCGGCCACUUUUGGAGUUACCGUAAGCGACAACGGUUUCUUUACCGGUGCAACCACCACCAGUAUUGCUAUCCAGGACACUAACACCAACCUGAACCCAACCAUUCUCCUCGACGGCACAUCAAGCACUAUCAACUAUCUCUACGACGAGGCCCUGCACACAGAUGCCCCGAUUGCCAGUGGUGUUGUGUUGGAUGACUUGGACAACUCCCACUUCUCCUCAGCCCGUGUGUACUUGUCCUCACACGCAGCUGGUGAAACUCUCAGGAUAGAUGCAGGUGCUACAACUGGUAUCGUAGCCACAUCCUCAACAGACAACACUAGCAUAGAUCUGAGUUCGGCAGCAGGUGGCCAGCCACUGCAAAACUUCCAAGCAAUCCUGCGCACUGUCCUAUAUAAGAUAGACGACAACACCCCGUCAGCUUCACUCUCCAUGCUGACGUACGUCCACUUCGAAGUGACCGAUAUCGGUAAAUCUGGUGUCGCUGCCACGAGCGCUUCGGCUGUGGUGACCAUCACUAUACAGCCAGCCGGAAAUAGAGCAGCACCCGCUAUCGGUGGACUAGCGUCACCUCUAACAGUAUCACCCCUGUCAACUCCUAUUGCUGGUCAGGCGGUCGUCAGUGACAUCGACGUAAGCAAGGAAGCGCGCAGUAUCCUAGUGCAGCUCGGCACGCGUCCCGCUCCCGUUGUCUCUUCCAUCACUGGCCAGUCUUGCGAACGCUAUGCUCCUCUGCUAACACGCACAUUAGAGUGCGCUGCACAGCCCAGCGUGUACAAUCUAUUCAACCCUGAACCAACAUCACCGGCACUCAACUCCCCAGUCACCGUCGACACAUCACGUCAUGACGGCAAUGUGGGCGUCUUUGACGGUAUCAACUUCCACUUGAUCGUUCCGACCGCCAACCACGACUUAACGUCGGCCGACAUCACAGCCUUCACCGUGUCAGCGUGGUACAAUCAAGCUGCCGGAAACGAGGGCUACAUCUUGGCGCUGACCACCGAUACCACUGAGCGUGUCAUUGUGCUGUACGUGAGAGGCGACUUGAACAUCGUCUGGGUGCAGGCCGGCCUGGGAACAAACAACAUUGUCUUCGAUAACAUUGCUGGCCUGGGCACUGGCGUAUGGCAGCACAUACUGGCCACAUCUGACGGCCAGCAAGUGACACUGUAUGUAGACGGCGUACUCCAGGGAGCAAAACCAGUUACAGCCGCCGCUGGACAAACGCCCUCUUUCAUUGUCCCGGCCAACUACCGACUGUACCUUGGCGCACGUCCAAACCAGUUCAACCCGGAGCAGAGCGUGUUCAAGUUUAGUGGCCAGAUUGCAGGCCUGCACUUGUGGCUGAGCACGGCGCCAGCUUCUGUUGGUGCGUGUAUCAAGCAGUGCCGUCCCAGCCUGCAGGCCGUCGCCAGUGACGGUAUAUCUUUGAACUACGAUGAGUCAUCACUGAGCCUGCGCAUGAGCGGCCUGAACACUACGCUCUUCACCAGCUAUCAGACCGCGCUUCGAACACUCCAGUACACCAAUGAACUUCCGGUCAGCGGUACCAGAUCUCUGACCUAUACGAUAACAGAUGAGGUGGGGCUGUCAUCGAGCACAACGCAGGAUCUCACCACAGUCUAACCUCUAAACUCCAGCAGUAACUUGCUAUCAGCGCCACCUCGGCCACGCCAUGGUCGCCCGUGUAACAAUAUUCAUUGCGCUGUCUGAGCUUCAGUAGAACUAUAUUAUAAGUAUCUUCUCGUUGAUCUCUGUGUAUGCCUGCUAACAUAAAGCCAAGCCGAUGUACCCAAGGCGACACUGAACUGGCUUCUAAAGAGCACAGUUGUGUUCUUGCCGCUGCAUGCUAUGACGUUCUGCUACCCCGCGUAGAUAACACAUGUGUACAGAUAUGCUCAAACUAUACUUGUUUUCUUUACGGAUACGUUCCCGAUGUUGUGGUCACGUUGAGGCCAGUGUUGCGUGUACACGUACAUGUAUCUGGAGAUGUGCAUGCAUGAUGUCCGAGCUAAGCAAACCACUAUAAGUCUACUUUCUCAACCUUCACACAUGUCCGUUCAGUAGAGGUUUUUAUCAUUUUUGUUUUGAACUAACUAAUUAAGUCUGA
Sycon ciliatum is the source of this 24027-nucleotide messenger RNA. RefSeq lists its product as uncharacterized. Bases 420 to 23543 code for a protein of 7707 amino acids. The transcript has 9 exons. NCBI's taxonomy places the organism in Eukaryota, Metazoa, Porifera, Calcarea, Leucosolenida, Sycettidae. The record is from RefSeq and is a predicted model, not a curated record. Gene Ontology annotation, biological process: homophilic cell-cell adhesion. Gene Ontology annotation, cellular component: catenin complex; plasma membrane. Gene Ontology annotation, molecular function: calcium ion binding; cadherin binding.